Messenger RNA from Rhinocladiella mackenziei CBS 650.93, 1638 nucleotides. RefSeq lists its product as uncharacterized. The transcript has 2 exons. Bases 1 to 1638 code for a protein of 545 amino acids. NCBI's taxonomy places the organism in Eukaryota, Fungi, Ascomycota, Eurotiomycetes, Chaetothyriales, Herpotrichiellaceae. The record is from RefSeq and is a predicted model, not a curated record.
AUGUCCGUCGGCGCAAAGUCUCAGGUGGACAAGCUCACGCUCGAUACUCUCGUGGUGUCUAUUCGGACUGCCAACAACGACGCGAGUAGGAAAAGAUCGAAAUCGCCGUCAAAGUCGAAGCAUCAUUGGAAGAUCUCGAACAAAUCAGCCACCGACUCCGCAAAGAAGAAGCUUCGAAUCAGCCCGCCCCUACCCACCAGGCCGGCUCAGCCUCUAUUCCAGCAUCGACUCUUGGAGUCAGAUCCUGACCUGAACUCCACGACUGCUCCGCCUGUGAAAGCCAAGAAACCCAUCCCCCACUCACAACUUGCUAUGCCUCAGAUGACCAGUCUUGACGACACACUGUCAGGGUGCCGACUCGCUGAUUUGCCGCCAGACAAACGAGGAACGGCCUUUGAGCGCAUUCACCCGGAUGGGUGGGACAAGAUUCUACCCAAGGAGUGGGUAGUGGAUGAAUUGAGUGAUAACGGAGAUAAAGAAGACAUUCGAAGUGCGUAUAGCCAGGACUAUAAUAAAGAACGAGAAGAAGGAGGGAGUGCGCAUACUAUACGAGAUCAAAGACAGGAUCACAGGCAGUCUUCUCAGGCAACAGACCAGGGUGCUGAUCAUGGCGAUCGUCUUUCAUCAGAUCAGGCGUCGUCCAAUUUGCGAUCUCCUGUCAGUCCUCAACGAGGCAAAGUAUCGAAGUUCAACGGCAGCGAUCCAUGCCUAUCGCGUCUACUUCCAUAUCCCAGAACCAAGCCCUAUGACCUGUUUCAAACUCAACAGUCGCCAUCCACCUUGAAUCAAAAUGGCGACCAACUUUGGAGCCGACGUCCACUAUAUAUUUUUGGAGAGGGCUCAGCACCCCCCAUGGACGUCGAAGGCAACAAUCACAACGGACUGACCUCCAAAUUUCUUCACGAGCAUCACCACCCAUUAUCCCCGCCGCCACUACGACCGAGAGAGCCGGCAAAGCAAGAUGGAUGCAGACAGGCCAGCCCUCCUACGGGGACCUCAGCGAAGAAAUGUCUACCACACACUCAGUCUCGGAGCGACCCUAAAUCAGACGUCGUGGUGAAAGAGACAGCGAAGAAGAAGGAAAAUCAAUCGCUCCAGUCUUCCUGGCUGUCGAUUAUUUGUACGUCUGAGGAUGAGGAGAAUCCUGGCGAUCCGAACUCCGGACCUAAUCCUGACCCUGACCGUGGCCCUGGUGGUCGUCAUGGCUACGACGUAGAGCUAGCUCAAUGUCCGCACAAGGAUAAAGAUUACCUCGUCACACGCAUCGAUGAAAUCCUCGACCUGUAUCUAAGGGACACGGCAGAUGAGGAAACAGAGACUGACACUGACACGGACGUGCAGGCAAAGGUAUCAGAUCUGCUGCACCAUACAUCCCAGCCAGGUUGUCGGUUCCGUGCUCGUCGCGCUAAAGGGAUUUUCCAAAAUCAUGUCUCCUCCGAGCUGCUAACAGGGCAGGCGGCAGGUGCGAGAGACAGUCAUGUUGGGAUUGGAGGGGACAAGAACAUGGACACGGAAAAAGCCCGGGUGAGUAGGAGAACAAGCGAAAUGGGGAGGGAAUGGGAAAACAAACUCAGAGACGACUGGGUUCCGUCCGAUGUCGUCACGGCGCCGGAUUCACACGGGUGGACGUGGAUCUAA